AUGUUGGGGAACGUGGUCAUCAUUGGUCAAUCUGGGGCGGGGAAAAGCUCUCUCAUUAACAUGCUUUGCCCCACGGCCAAGGCCUCUAUCUCGAACAAUACAUAUGGUUGCACCAUGGUAGUGACAAAGUACACAUGCCACCUUGGGGGACAAGACUAUUGUCAAGUGCACGAUACAGUCGGCCUCGAAGAAGGGCGAUGGGGCUUCCUUCCAGACAAACAAGCGCAGAAACAGCUCAAGUCAUACAUGAAUGGCAAGUUGAAGAAGAGCCCGAGAGAACUAGACCUUGUGGUAUAUUGCAUACCAGGAGCAAGAGGCUCGAAGAAAUCACAAGCGCGCAACUUUAAGAAAUACAAGUCGUUGGCCGACGCGGGCCACGUGCAAGUUAUAGUGGUUGUCACCCAUUUGGAGGGUUCCGCAGGUCCUUUGGAGGAUUGGUGGUCGGAGAAUGCGAAGACACUGAAAGAUAUGGGUAUUCCGGAGACUACUAAACAUGCAUGCGUCGUCACACUCCCCAAGCAUGAACUCGAGUCAAGGAAAAGACAUCUCUAUGAUCAAUCCUAUGAGGCUGUCAAAGCCCUCAUCAGAAAUAAUCUUCCCAGCACCCGGCGUCGAUAA
Messenger RNA from Suillus clintonianus, 618 nucleotides. RefSeq names its product P-loop containing nucleoside triphosphate hydrolase protein. Gene Ontology annotation, molecular function: GTP binding. The transcript has a single exon. The coding region runs from base 1 to 618 and encodes 205 amino acids. NCBI's taxonomy places the organism in Eukaryota, Fungi, Basidiomycota, Agaricomycetes, Boletales, Suillaceae. The record is from RefSeq and is a predicted model, not a curated record.